AUGGGCACUUCCAGUUACGCUUCGGACUCACUUAGUACUAACGCUCCCGCGUCGUUUCAAAACCUCAUCAACAACGUCCUCAGUCCAUAUCUCGAUACCUUUGUGAGAUUCUACCUCGACGACAUUUUGAUCUACUCCAAGUCGCAAGCCGAGCACGUCUUACACGUCCAAAAGUUCUCGACAAACCUCAAGAAGCUCAGCUAUUAG
This is a messenger RNA of Microbotryum saponariae, 207 nucleotides long. NCBI's taxonomy places the organism in Eukaryota, Fungi, Basidiomycota, Microbotryomycetes, Microbotryales, Microbotryaceae. The record is from the annotation of a GenBank genome assembly.